AUGGAUCAUUAUCUGACGACGUACAGAAAGGACUACCUAUGGCCCAAUUUGCCGGGGACUGAGUCCCAAUCGGGAGGCCAGGGGGGCCCUGUGAUCGGGGGAGGAGGUGGCAGAGGGGCUGUUACAGAAGCGCCCAAGCUAUCGGGACAGGAGCUGGCGUUCUACCAGGCAUGCAUGCAGCACACGAGACCACCAGACUGCCGGUGUCCGCAGUACUCCGGGGAGCACGUGCAGAUGCCGCCCGGGAAAGAGGGCGGGUGGAGUCGGAAUGAGCUCAUGGGACCACUACUGGAUCCGAAACUCUAUCCAGUGAGAGUAGGCGCGGCUCCUGAGACUUCCACCUCCAGAUAUGACCAGCCUAAUGCUUUUCUGGACAAGCUGCAAUCAAAGUACCCAAUGCUGUACAGCAUCCUUCAGAACGAAGCGUCUCCGGAACUCAAGCAGAGGAUCGACAGGGAUCGCAACAAAACCACAUACCAAGUGGAUUAUUGCGAAUCUGGUCCAGGAGCAAAGUUCGAAGGUCUCCAACGCGCCCAGGACGAAAGCGGCACGGGUCCGUGCGCCCAGCCGAUGCGGCUGCCGGGAGACCCCUGCAGGGUGGGGCCCAAGCCGCGGUUCUUCACCCCCAAAACCAUAUCCAAGGGUGGCUCGGGGGCUGCGCAGGAACCCAGGGCCAAAUGCGAAACCACAUCGGCGGUGCCUCCGCUGGGCAAGACGGAGUACCAGGACGGCGUGUCCAAGCUGGGCGCCAUCAUCAUGCGGGACAAGCUGCACCGGAGACCCUGACGUACCUACUUUACUUUUUUG
Pectinophora gossypiella (pink bollworm) is the source of this 807-nucleotide messenger RNA. RefSeq lists its product as uncharacterized. The transcript has 6 exons. The record is from RefSeq and is a predicted model, not a curated record. Lineage: Eukaryota; Metazoa; Arthropoda; Insecta; Lepidoptera; Gelechiidae. Bases 1 to 786 code for a protein of 261 amino acids.